This is a messenger RNA of Leptopilina heterotoma, 1305 nucleotides long. RefSeq lists its product as uncharacterized. The transcript is spliced from 3 exons. Lineage: Eukaryota; Metazoa; Arthropoda; Insecta; Hymenoptera; Figitidae. The record is from RefSeq and is a predicted model, not a curated record. The coding region runs from base 83 to 958 and encodes 291 amino acids.
UCUAUCACUGAUCAACAAAAUUGAAGGAAAAUUUAAUUUAAAAAAUUAACUUAAGAACUGUUUGUUAAUAAGCGAAAUUAAAAUGAAAUUAUUUUUUUUAAUCAGUAUUUUCCUGCCUCUUUUCUACCAAAUUUCAAGUGACUUAAAUUCGCCAAAUCCGAAAAAAUGUCCAAAACAUAUGACAUUUUUUUUGGUCAAUGAAAAUAGUACCCAACAGUAUUGUGAUUGUGAUGAUACAUUUUUAUAUCACCUUGAAGAUAAUUUUUGCUACGAUGCCUACAGACAAGGUCCUUGUCCAUCUGGAUAUUACUUCGUUUUAUCACCUGGAAAAUAUAUGGCAACAUGUCAAAAGAAUCCGUGUCGCAUAGACGGAAUUGUUCCUUUUCAAGGAAAAUGUCAUUUUCUGUGGGAAUCAGGACAGCCUUGCAAAAACAAAGAAACACAAUUAGGAGUCAAUAACGAUUUUCAAAUAGAGUGCGGUAGAAGAAGUUACAAUGGUUACUAUUAUGAUUGGAAAACAUCCAAAUCCUGUCAAAAGGAUUCCUUACUGAUGCCAACAAAUGAUGAACAUACACAUUACAUUUGCAAAUGUAAAUCAAGUUUUAUUUAUUCAGCAAAAUAUAAUACAUGUCAGCAGGCCUACAGACAGGGAACAUGCUCUCCAGGAAGUUACUAUGUUCUACCUCCAGGUCACAAAGAGCCGAGAUGUGAAGUAAAUCCGUGUCACGAAGAUGGUCUUGUUCCCUUCAAAGGGAAAUGUCAUAAAGUCUAUAAAUAUGGAUAUCCUUGUUCUGAUGAUUAUACUCGAUUGUCAGUAACAGAAAAAACAUUUAAACUGGAUUGCCUUUAUCAACCACCUGGUAGUGCGGGUGCCGGUGGAAUUAUAACCGCUCCAUCAAAGGCUUGCCCACGAGGAAGUCGAAGAGUAGUUACAGAAUGCAAACGCGUUUUUCAAUGAAAUAAUAUCCAUAAAAUGAAAUAUAUAUGGUUCAAUAAAUUAAAAAAUUUACCACAAUCUCGAUGCGAAAUCUCUAUAUCCUAAUUUAACAUUUUAAUUUAAUUCACCUCUUAAUACAUGGUGAUUACAACUCAUCAAGUCUAUGUUCAAAAUGUAAAAUGGAAGGAGUGUAUUACAUGGAAAUAAUUAAUUUCUCGAAAUAACAAAACAGAUUUAUCUAGUUUUGAAAACUGGUUCCUUUUUAGGAUUUGUUUAAAUGUUUAAGAGAAAUUUUCUUGAAAUAUUACAUUAUUUAAGAAAAAUAGCAUUACUGUUAAGAAAUAAUAAUAAGAAACUCGAAAUCAGUA